AUGAACUCUUUCAGUGUUUUAACAGUGAAAGUAACACUUUGCUGUGUGGUGGUUAUGCUCGGAGCAUCACUACCAUUUUCAGAUGCACAGCUUGAUAACUCCUUUUACAAAGAUACAUGUCCGAAGGUGCAUUCUAUUGUGCGUGAAGUUGUCAGAAAUGUUUCUAAAUCUGAUCCUCGUAUUCUCGCCAGUCUCAUAAGGCUCCACUUUCAUGACUGUUUUGUUCAAGGGUGCGAUGCAUCAAUUCUUUUGAACAGCACUAGUACUAUUGUGAGUGAGCAAACUGCAGCGCCAAAUAACAACUCCAUAAGAGGUUUAGAUGUUGUGAAUCAGAUCAAGACAGCAGUAGAAAAUGCUUGUCCUGGCAUAGUUUCUUGUGCUGAUAUUCUUGCUCUUGCUGCUGAGAUAUCUUCUGUUCUGGCACAUGGUCCUGAUUGGAAAGUUCCACUGGGAAGAAGAGAUAGUUUAAAUGCAAGUUUUGAUCUUGCUAAUCAAAAUCUUCCUGGUCCUAAUUUCACCCUUGAACAACUCAAAUCUACAUUUGAUAGGCAAGGCCUUAACACAACUGAUCUAGUUGCACUUUCAGGUGCUCAUACAAUUGGUAGAGCUCAAUGCAGAUUUUUUGAUAAUCGAUUGUACAGCUUCAAUAACACUGGAAACCCUGACCCAACUCUUAACACAACCCUUUUACAAGCACUGCAAGCAAUAUGCCCUAAUGGUGGACCUGGAACCAAUCUCACCAAUUUAGACCUAACCACUCCUGACACAUUUGACUCCAACUACUACUCCAAUCUUCAACUUCAAAAUGGCUUGCUCAGGAGUGAUCAAGAGUUGUUUUCCACAAGUGGUGCAGAUACUAUUGCCAUUGUCAACAGUUUCAGUGCUAACCAAACCCUCUUCUAUGAAAACUUUAAGGCGUCAAUGAUAAAAAUGAGUAUCAUACAAGUGUUAACAGGAUCACAGGGAGAGAUUCGAACACAGUGUAACUUUGUGAAUGGAAAUUCAGCUAGCUUGGCUACUCUAGCCACCAAACAAUCUUCAGAGGAUGGUGUACUAUGGAUGGCUCCAACUUGUUCUGUAAUAUCUGGUUAUGAGAAUUCAAGUUGUUUGGUGUCUGUUGUUCUGGAACUGAUAUAUGAAAUAUGCAAGAACUGUUGGGAUAACGGUGCCAAUCUUUUGGCAUAUGCUCAAUCCAGUAUUGGUCGCUUUCGUGCCGCUAGCAAUAACAGGGGUACCGACGCUCUCGAAAUCUCCUGGAGUCAAUUAGCGUUGAAGUGGCUGAUGAAGCGCCCGCUGUUAGAGCCGUGGGAGUUACUGGACAGAAUACCAGUGGACCGGCUGUUCAACCCCAUCCAGAGGACAUCUUUCGGAACACUCGGUUCGUUACUCAGGUCGAGGGACCUUCUGAAGCGCACGAGCCUAUCGUCUAGACUUCAUCCAACUCUGAGCACGAAGAACGAGAUAGAGAUGUUCUACCCGUCAUUGUUGUCCGCCAACGCUCGUGUCGACGUGCUCCUGGAGCUGCUGGGACAAGACAGACGCGUCAUUCCCGUCGCUAGGAGUCGUUGGGAGGCCGGGGGUGCAGAAGCUAAUCGGGGAUGGAGAGAUGUUGAAUUGGAAAGUCCAUUUCGGAAUGCAUCGUGGUGCUGGUUGUACAGCUGA
Messenger RNA from Sphenostylis stenocarpa, 1662 nucleotides. Lineage: Eukaryota; Viridiplantae; Streptophyta; Magnoliopsida; Fabales; Fabaceae. The record is from the annotation of a GenBank genome assembly.